ACAAAGCAAAUAAAGUAAGUCACCAUCAUCGUAUUAUACAACAAACCUACAUUAAUCAUGGUUAAAAAAAGAUGGUGGAGCUGGGUGACAAUUUCUCCUCAAAAUUAUUCCAAACCCAAACAUGUAAUAGUUUUCUUGUUGUCAACAAGUAGGUAAAGUUUAAUCAUCAACCAGUACAAUCGUUUAUCUUUAUGAUUGAUUUAUUAAUCAAUUUUUCAUUUGUUACUAUUUGACAUAGUACACAUGUAGGCUCAUGAUAUGAUACAUGAUGUCACAUAACUAUAGUAAAUUCUAUAUUAGGUACAACAUAGUCAACAACCACUAUCGAACGCAAUUUCAUAAUGGUUCAACCGCAAUCUCACCCAACUCUACGUCUCGUACAUAUAUAUACAUGCUAACAUAGUACUAGGACACCUAUGAAAACUUAAAACACAAUAAGUCGAUUUUUGCUUUACAUAUAAUUAUGUCGGAACAAACUUACAUGUACGCCUAUGUAACGCUGCCUCAUCAUGACCAGACCGAAUGGUACUCACAGAAAUGUUACAGAGAUGGAAGACGGGUGAUGUUGGCAAGCUACGACUUGAAGGGGCCAGGGAGAUUCAGUUUCAAAGAGAAGCUUAGGAAGUCGGCUAAAGGAAUGAACGAGGCGGCUGAGCAGUGGGUUUCAGAAGUACGGAGGGGUACGACCAAAAGACGUUUUGCGAUUAGAGUUUUAAGGACAAAACUUGGCUUCUAUUCUUUCUUCCUUCGUAGUGUCGGAUGUAUUACAUCUUGUUUAGGCCAUAGAGAUCAUUUCGUGAAGUAAUUAAACAAACCCUAAAGCAUUUAUCUACACAGGUAAGUACUUAAUUUCAUAUAUAUAUAUACACACACACACACAUAGGUGUGUGUUUUCAAAGGAGAGUUUCGUGUGAAUACUUCAAUAUUCAAUUUGGAAACAUUGGGAGUGAGUUAAGGUUUAGAUGGUCUUACAACUUAUUGUAUGUAUGUAUAUAUGUAAUCAGAAUCAUUUAUGGAGUUAAAACUUAUAGCUAGCAUUUUUAGAACUAUUAUUACUAAAUUUUCGUACUACGCUGAUUUUACUAGUUAAUUAUGUCCAAUAGAAUUAACAUGUCCUAUUAUUGACCAUUAUCUUAUGUUUCUAUUGUCAACAAAAGUCAACCAAGAAAGAGAAAUUAAGUCUCAGUGCAGUAGACAUCACUACGUCCACUUUUAUACAAUGUUAAUGUUGCCUCAAAACAAAAUUUAUUCACACCUAAGUUCACGGCGUCAGUCAUAUCUCUUCUUCUGAUCGAUGUUUUCAAUAACCUGCCAAAGUCUUAUCUCUUCCACUCAAGUUGAAAGUCUAACCACACAAUGAUUUUGUAACGAUGUACUUCAAUUACUAAUCCGUUCAAAUUCUAAUAAUUAUAUGUAUCUUUAAUUUUCAUUCUCACACUAAUUUUCCAAAUUUCAACCAUCGAGCGACUAUGUAAAUGAUUUCAUUGAACAUAAUUAUAUAAAUUUCCCUCAACUCACACGCACAAAAUAAAAUUACUUAAGUAGAGAGUGUAGAUAAAUAAAUUUUCAAAAAAAAUGUUCACCACAUUUGUAUACAGACAGAGAAUAAAAUGAAAACAAAAAUCAAACAUAAUUACUAAUCAAAUCCAACAAGAACAAUUGUGUGUAACAUACCAUAUGAUCACCUAAAAUAAUGGAAUCAACCAAUUGGAAGCAGAAGGUUUAAGAAAUUGCAGAAAACAACUUGGAAAUACAUGUGAUACAUGAAAUGAUAGGAAAAUCACGAGAGCGAACUAUCUUGAAUUAGCUGGAUAAUAGGUGAUAAGGUGAUGAUGAUCACGUUAGGAGGAUAGUAGGGAAAGAGAACAAAAGUAUUGGUUCAACUCCGAUAAAGGAAAAAUAGAAAUUGGGUUAACUAAUAAGGGUCCAAACAAACAAUUGUAGUACACAACAAAUAUGAUUCCAAAGAGGCAAAAAAACUCAUUGUACAUCAUUAGACUACAAUUGUCUCACGGAAAAAUAAAACAAAUGUUUUUCAAAAAUAAAAGAAAUCAAACUAAAAGAAGAGCAAAAUGAUUAAAAAGCGAUAGGUAAUAUAUUAAGCACACACAUACAAUUCAAAAGAAUCAGACAAAAACUGUUAACAUAGAAUUGAAAUGCCAAUGAAAACCAAAAAUUAACUAAACCCAAAAAUAUACAAACAAAGCCCGCGGCAAAACUCCUAGUAGUAAAAAUGAGAAGGAACCUUAGUAAUCAGUUACAUAGUAAGCAACCAUAGAGGUAGGGAUAAGCAAGAUAAUAAAACAUGUACCAUAAGGUUACAACUUAGCAGCCAAACAAAAGUACAGUAUAGUGUAGAGUCUAGAAACUAAAUAGUAACAGCCAGAUAUACAUCUAAAUAUGUAUGUUUUAGAGUUUACAAAACAUUAUGAUUAAACACACACAAGAUAAUUGGUUUUAAAUGGGCACAACGAUCCUCUCUUUUUCUCAUAACAAAGGGGAAUCACCUCGAUUUCUAUAAAUUAUACUCUUUCUGUUUCAAAAUACAUGAAGUUUUAAGAUUGUGCACAACUAUUAAGAAACUUGUUUUUUAUCUACUUGUUUGUUUGUUUUUUCCAUCCACCACUCGUGUGUCGUCGUCCUUAAUCCCUCAAGAGUGAAUGAACCCAUCAAACUGUAACCAACCAAGAUGAUGUUGUGCUUGGGACUCUUGGGACCGGAGCGGAGCCAAAUUCUCGAGGUAAGGAGAUAUAACACACAAAUCCAAGGAGAGACAGCGAAUCUCACCCGUCCCUGGAUAAUAUUUGAACAACCUGCUCUUCUCAUUGUUCGAAAAGACGAGAUUCCCUUGCUUAGAAACCGAAACCGGCAUGCAACACAUUGUCUCCGGUGGAGUUAUGGAAUAAGUCUUGCUCCACACUUCUUCUUCUGCGUUCAUGCUAUAUGUUUUGAGACGGUAAUGAAUCUGCGGAUUGAUUUCAAGGGCAAUCGAAGGAGGAUUUCUUCCAGAAGAUCUGGAACUGUGUAGAUCAUCGAGUUAGUUUUUUUUUUUUUUUUUUCUUCGGACAUGUUUCUUUUUUAUGUGUAUGGUUUGAAAAACAUAUCUCAACUUACUUCUCAAGGAAUAACUUUCCAUUUAUUUCCUUCUUCACGUCAAGAUCGACUUUCCAAUUAUAUAGAUUCGUUUCCAUUUAUAGUAUUCCCGUUUUUUUUUAAUCAUAAAAUUAAGUUAAAAAGAUAGGGUCCAAAGUUCUUCACUUCCCGUUCAAUACAUCGCGCGGGAGGACUUCGUUUAUUUAAAUAGUAUCUGGGGGCCCAAAUAGUGUUUAUAUUGGGCUGGGUAAACAUCCAAAAGUCCGUAUUUUAUGAUUUUAUUUGAAUGCUAGGGUUUUUGCACCUUGCCCACUCUCUUAUAUAUAAAAACCUUUCUCUAUAUCCCCACUCCUGUCAUCUUAAGCUAGUUUUGUAUUUUUUUUUGCUUGGUAUAACUAUGCGUUUGUGCAUAUGUUUUAUUGGUAUGGUGUUGAAAGAAAGAUGUGCUCCAUUUUUAAACGAGUCAACAGCAGGCGUCACUUUAAUGGCGACCUGACUGCCGCUUGGAGCCUAGAUUAAAUUGCCAGAGGAAGACCCAUGAAAACUAUUUUUUGCCAAUGUUUUCAUGAUUCAAUACUCUUGGAUACAUUUAUAUUACAAUCUUGUUAAGUUUUUGUUUUGGAUGGCAUUUAAGUCAAUACACAGCUGCUUGUUGCUUUUUAAUAAGAAACAGCAGAGCAACCUUUUGCCUGGUGCCUAUAUCAUAAAAGCUUCUCAUCACGAUUGGAGGCAGUCUUUGAUCUGAUGUCUUCUCAUGGCUUCCUCCAAAUUUAUAGCAGCUACAAGCCUUGUUCUAACGUCUUUGUUUAUUUUAAGAUUUAGGACUGAAGACAUGUUUAUUCCACUUAGAUUAAUCAACUACUGCUAACAUUUGGGAUAUGAAUACAUGAAUAACUGAGUCAGGAUUACCAAACCAACUCCUCCUGAAGUGCCGGCAAGCCUUCAAAGUUGUCUCUUCCCCUCUGUUGUACUUCCCUUAUUCUUCUUUUUCUCCUAGGUGGUGAUGGGAUCUACAUCCAACAAGCAAGUUUAUGAUAUGCUAAGACUUAAACCCAUAAGUUUUCUCCUCUAGACACAUUGAACAACACGUCAAUUAUACCAAGAAACAUGACCAGAUAUGUAUCAGAACAUAACAAAGAUGAGACAAAAUCGUAGACCUGAGUACGUGCCGUUGUAUCUUCCCUCUGGUGGAAGCUGGAUCCCAUGCUUUUGCAAAGUUGUUAAAGACAAUGAGUACAGGGCUAUAGUAGGCUAAUUUCACUGAAGGAAACUACAUACUGUGCUGAGUUAUACUCUCUUUUUGUUUUUGUUUUUGUUUUUGACUAUGUAUCACAUCCUUUCUUCAUCUAUGAACAAUACAAGAUUGAGCUCUAUCAAAGUAGCCCGGAUCUUCCGGGAGUGCUUAACCGUUGUUAAAGGGGGCGGUGAUAGAACAUAUGGAUCUUCGGGGAGUGCUUAACAAAUCAGGCUAACUAUCAUGGUGUAACAACACAUCAAGAGCAUAGCUAUCAUGGUUCUUAAAGGGUUGGUGGCUUGGUGCUGAUCUCAUGGUGGAAAUAACAAAUAAGAAGACCUUUGCUCAUAUCUUCAGCUAACUACCAUGUUCUAAUUUAUGCAUGAGUAACUAGGACGAUCAAAAGAUGAUUAGGAACAAGCUGUUGGCGGUGCAAUAAAAAUAAAUUUAAAACAUAGUUUUCAUAUCAAAUUAUUACAGAUUAUUCAAAAACGUAUUGAAAGAUAGCCAAGUGCAUGAGGGAAAAAGAGAGUAUAUAUUUAAAGAAAUGAAAAUAUGAUAAAGUAUAGUGGUAUAUAAAAAAACACUACUUUAUAACUCUUUUGAAAUCAAAAAGAAAUAAUAUUUCACUUUUUCUUCGGAUUAUUAUUUCUUCUUACUUCAUUCUUAUUGGACAGUGAAGUGAUGUUUACAAUCGUCAAUUACCUAGCUAGUGACGUUGUCUAGACCGGUCACUUCGACAUAUGGAACUAAUGGGCGGAGGCUGAAAGAUUUGCAAUCGUUGAUCUACGGAUCACGCUUUACUGGCGAGCGAGAACUCAACCGCGAGUUAUGCUGAUGGAGAGAGGUUUGCGGUGAUUGUUGCGCCAGCAAUGAUAGUGGUUUGAUGAUCUCUUUUCAAUAUUAAUAUUUGGUUUGUUGAAAGUCAAAUAUAUUUCUCUUUUUCUUUUUGGGGUCAUUUCGUUUGUUCCAGCCUUUUCUUGAUUGUUUUUCUCUCUUUUUUUCUCAUAUGUAGCAAGAAGCUGUGGGAUACAUUACUAGGAUAUUAAAAUCAAACUCUGUUUUUACAUGAUUUCCUAUAAUUUUCUAUAUUUUAAAAUAGUUUUAAUUUUAAAGUAGACUAGAAUUUAUCUUUAGUAGUUUACUCUAGGAUAUUAAAAUCAAACUCUGUUUUUAAAUGAUCUCCAAUAGUUUUCUAUAUUUUGGAAUACUUCAAUUCUAAACUAGAGUAUAAUUUAUCUUCAAUAGUUUACUAUAUAUUUUACUCUAAAAUAAUAUUCUAUUUCUAUGUAUAUGAUUAAUACCUUUUAUUUAUAAAAUUUACGAUUUAAUCUCAUAUAU
Messenger RNA from Brassica napus (rape), 5668 nucleotides. RefSeq lists its product as uncharacterized. The coding region runs from base 464 to 805 and encodes 113 amino acids. The record is from RefSeq and is a predicted model, not a curated record. The transcript has a single exon. NCBI's taxonomy places the organism in Eukaryota, Viridiplantae, Streptophyta, Magnoliopsida, Brassicales, Brassicaceae.